CCUGAGAAGAAGGAGAAUACCACAACAUCCUGUGAGUGGUGUGGGAAGCUGAGCCUUGGGGAUACUGAGAAUGAACUUCAGGGACGGAGAAUGAAUUGAAGUUCCAUGUCUCAUCAUAGAUGAGCAGCAAAACGGAGGAAAAACCUAAAUUUACUGUCUCCCUAAAGCCUGGGUGGUUCUAUCUGCAAAGUUUGGGAUCCAGGGACUCCCUCCAACAGAGACCUAUCAAACGGUCUGUGAUGAUGGAAGAAGAGGUCCAUCAUCGAGAAGCUUGAACGGUGAUACCAGGACAGCUCUUUGAAGCACUGGCAAUACGAGCCUGAGAUACACGAGACAGCAAACAUGCUGAAGCCAAGUGGACUUAAAAUCCCUGGCAGGGCUGGGAAGCACUCCAGCCUGGUGGGACGGGCAUCAGGGACCACUGCAGCUGCGGUCACCACUGGUUCAAAAGAAGGCUCACCUUUACACAAGCAGGGUACCACCUCCACCGCCAGCACCGAGAAGUCGGGUUCAAAGGUUGCCGAGGUGGGCGAUGAUUUCCUGGGAGACUUUGUGGUGGGCGAACGUGUCUGGGUAAAUGGAGUGAAGCCAGGUGUCAUCCAGUAUCUUGGGGAGACUCAAUUUGCUCCGGGCCAGUGGGCAGGGGUCGUUCUGGAUGACCCAGUGGGCAAGAACGAUGGCUCUGUUGGUGGAGUACGUUACUUUGAAUGCCAACCGAUGCAGGGGAUUUUGACGCGACCAUCCAAGCUGACGAGGCAGCCCGUGGCCGAGGGCUCGGGAAGUGACGCACCCUCCGUGGACUCCUUGACAGCUCAGAACUUAUCACUACACUCGGGGACGGCCACGCCACCUCUCUCCAGUCGCGUUAUUCCCCUGCGGGAGAGCGUCCUGAACAGCACCAUGAAGACGGGCAACGAGUCUGGAUCUAACCUGUCGGACAGUGGGUCUGUGAAAAAAGGGGAGAAGGACUUACGGCUUGGAGACCGUGUGCUGGUUGGUGGGACAAAGACAGGAGUUGUGCGCUACGUAGGAGAGACGGAUUUUGCCAAAGGAGAGUGGUGUGGCGUGGAGCUGGAUGAGCCGCUGGGGAAGAACGACGGGGCGGUCGCUGGUACAAGGUAUUUUCAGUGCCCUCCCAAGUUUGGCCUCUUUGCUCCCAUCCACAAGGUGAUCCGAAUCGGGUUCCCGUCAACCAGCCCUGCCAAGGCGAAGAAGAGCAAGCGAAUGGCCAUGGGAGUGUCUGCCUUAACCCACAGCCCCAGCAGCUCCUCCAUCAGCUCUGUCAGCUCUGUGGCAUCAUCUGUUGGGGGCAGGCCCAGCCGCAGCGGGCUGCUGACAGAGACCUCUUCUCGUUAUGCCCGAAAAAUCUCUGGCACCACAGCUCUCCAGGAGGCACUGAAGGAGAAGCAGCAGCACAUCGAACAGUUACUGGCAGAGCGGGACCUGGAGCGGGCUGAGGUGGCCAAAGCCACCAGCCACAUCUGUGAGGUGGAGAAAGAGAUUGCCAUCAUGAAGGCCCAGCACGAGCAGUACGUUACAGAGGCAGAGGGAAACCUCCAGCGGGCACGAGCCCUGGUGGAUGGGAUGCAGAAGGAGAAGAUUGAGCUGUUGAACCAGCUGGAAGAGGAAAAGAGGAAAGUGGAAGACUUGCAGUUCCUUGUGGAGGAGGAAUCCAUCACAAAGGGGGACCUGGAGACUCAGACGCAGUUGGAGCAUGCCCGCAUACGGGAGCUCGAGCAGAGCCUGCUGUUUGAGAAGGCACAGGCUGAAAAACUCCUCAGAGAAUUAGAGGACGCCAGGUUAACCACGGUAGCUGAGAAGUCCAGAAUCCUGCAGCUGGAGGAGGAGCUGAGCCUCACGCGCAGCGAGGUGGAUGAGCUUCGGCAGUGCCUCAGGAGCUCCCACCAAGCAGAGACCCCUGAGCAUAGCCUCGGCUUACAGUCGGAGGCUCUUCGUCUACGAGAUCAACUGCUGUCUGCCAACAAGGAGCACCAGAAGGAGAGCAGCCAGCUAAAGGAGAAGUAUGAGAAGACGUUAAAGAAGUACCAGCAGGAGAUGGAGAAGCUGAAAGCUGUGAAUGAGAAGUAUUCACAGGAAAUCGUUGACUUAAAGCAUAAAGUUCAGCAAGCCACUAAUGAGAACAUGGGGCUCAUGGACAACUGGAAGUCCAAGUUGGACACGUUAGCAUCUGACCACCAGAAAUCUCUGGAGGACCUCAAAGCCACGUUGAACACAGGCCCUGACAGCCAGCACAAGGAGAUAGUGGAACUGAAGGCAGUGGUGGAGAGUAUAAAGAUGGAGCACCAGCUUGAGUUGGAGAACCUGAAAGCAAAGCAUGACAUUGAGACAGCUGUUCAUAUAAAGGAGAAAGAGAGCCUCAAAUUGAAGUUGCAGGAGGCUGUGGAUGAAGUGGAAAAAUGCAACAGCAGCUGGAAAAUGCAACUGGAAACCAAAAGCAAUCAGCAUCUUCUUGAGCUCCAAGAUGUGAAGGACAAGUGUCGAGAUGCUGAGCUGAGGGUGCACGAACUGGAGAAACUUCAUGGUGAAUAUAAAGACCAGACAGAAGCAAUAGCUUUCUUGAAAGAGCAGAUAUCUUUGGCUGAGAAGAAGAUGUUGGACUAUGAAACAUUGCAGAAAACAGAAGCCCAGAGCAAACAGGAGAUCCACAGAUUGCAGGAAAAAGUGCUUGUCUUAGAGAACAAGCUGCAGUCCAUGGAGGCCCUGCAUCCUUCUCAGCAUGCAAACAUGAUUGAAACUAAUGAUAUUUCAGAAGAGAAGAUAAAGAUGAAGCAGACUAUGGAAGACCUCCAAGACAAGCUGAGUAAAAGAGACAAAGAGGUAUCAUCGCUGGUGUCCCAGACUGAAACUCUAAGGGCCCAAGUAAGUGCUUUGGAAAAUAAGUGCAAAACAGCAGAAAAGAAGGCCGAUACAAUGUUAAAAGAAAAGAAGAGGCUGGAAUGUGAACUGGAAGCCUUGACGAAGAAAACACACGAUGCUUCAGGGCAACUGGUCCUGAUUAGCCAGGAGCUACUCAAGAAGGAAAGGAGCCUGAACGAGCUGAGAGCUUUGUUACUGGAGGCGAACCGGCAUUCGCCUGGGCCAGAGCGGGACCUGAGCCGGGAGGUGCACAAAGCCGAGUGGCGGCUGAAGGAACAGAAGCUCAAAGAUGACAUCAAGGGGCUGCGAGAGAAACUGGUUGUGCUGGACAAAGAAAAAUCAGUAUCGGAUCAGAGGCGAUACUCCCUGAUCGACCCCUCGUCAGAGUCUGAAGUGAUCCGGCUGCAGCACCGGCUUGUCACCACAGAAGACGUGCUGCGCAAUGCACUGGAGCAGGGCCACCAGAUGGAGAAGCUCAUGGAAGCAAUGAGGCUCUCCUCAGAGAAAACACAGACUGUUGGAAAUUCUGGGUCUGCUAACGGGAUUCACCAGCAGGAUAAGUCCCACAAGCAAGAGGAGAAUCUCUGAUAGAGAAGAGGUGAAGAGGAUCAUUUCACACCAGUAUCAGCUCCUGUGCACAGUCAGGAAAAACAAUACCCCAUCUGGCUUUAGCACCUCCAAAAGACUACACAGUAUUUUCACUUUAAAGCAGGACAAUAUUUAUAAUAUACUAACUGAUGUAAUCAGGACAAUCCUGGAGCCCAGUUUUCCAAGACGGCCAUUGUUCCGGGAGGGAGCAGAAAGAUCUCUCUGGGCUUGGUUUUCUUACCUGUAUUGGUUUUAACUGUGGAAUUUGGAUUGCUUGGGCUGCCCUUGUCCCACCAGCUGAUGUAAUCUGGAUAACACCUGCCCGGAAUGGUGGCUGAAGUGGCAACGAGUCCCGGUGACCCCACAGGAGCUGCAAAGGGUUUUGCUUGUGGUGUUCAACUCCAAAGCAUGUGCCCAGAGGCUGCACGCUUCCCAUGUGGUCUGUCCCUUCCCUUUCACCCAGCCUGGUGUCUCCAAGACCCGCUAAAGCAAGUGAAACCUGCCUGGUUGACUGUUGCUGCUGGCACGCGUAGGCUGAGGAAGACAAGGUGUGGAGAAGCGUUUCUCUCCUUGCCUUGUGGAAGACAUCACUGUUCUAGAGCACGGAGGCUGUGCUUAGUACUUGUAUCAUAGCAUGUCAUGGGGAAUAAUCUGAUUUUAGAGGGAUAUUUAUUUCGUUUCUCAUCCAUUGCUGUUUGGAGAAGGAGCUGUGGUGGCUCCAAGUUUGGGGCAGGCACACCUCGCUCAGGUUGUCCUUUCUUCCUGCAGAGAGAUCGCUGAGCAGAACCUCCCAUGCCCUGGGCCACAGCAGGCUGCCCACCCUGGUCCCUGGAAUGGGGAUGUGUUUUAUUGGGUCUUUUUUGAGCAAAAGACUUCACAGAUGCCUGGAUCUCAACAUUGCUGGCCUGAAGGGCUCCACGCUGGCUGCAGUCGGUGGGGACAGAUGCCUUGAGGAGAUUAUUCCUUCCUUCCCUGUUUAACUUAACAGCUGAUUGGGGAUUGCCUGGCCAUCCUGCAGAGCUGUCUUUGGAAAGGAGGAGGCUAAGGUGCUGCUGUGAGCGUUCACACGGUAGUGGUUGUCUGUAUUUGGUGGGUACAGCAGUUCUCUCUGCAUGACCCGAGUACAAGCAUUUGGAUCAGGAAGAAUCCAAGACUGGAGCCAACACAGCUCUUGUGUCCAUACACAGCAAUGCAGGCCCAAGCAAGGGUCUUGUUCCUUCUUCUGAAGGUCUUCCUCUUGUCUCUAACUUUGCACCACAGCUCCCAAGGGAUAUUAGUGUGGAGGAAGGGGAUAAUGUGCUCUUAAAGGUGAGAGAGAGUCCAGUUCAGACUCGCUGCUCGGUACCACAGAGAAGAGUCACAGCAAUAUUUUACCACAUUUGCCCUGGUGCCCAACUCCUCCAGUCUUUGGAAGCUCUUGUGUUAUGAUGGGGCAUCUGUGAAAGACAAGAAAGAAGAGACCAUUGAGAGAGGAGAUCUGAGCCAGGCUGCAGGCAGGUGAACAUCAUAGCAUGUCAGCUUCAUUGCUUUCAGCCCUGAAUUCCUACAAAGUUGUGUUACUUUUUCUUAGUGGGUUACCAGGCUCUUCCUUGAAUAAUGGGCAGCCAGAAGCAACCUGGGAAGGGCUUGGCCUUCCUGGCUGCAACUCUGCUGAGCCGAAGCUACAGUGCAGUGCUGGAUCUUGUCACUUGCUGCAGGGUUGGUGACCUCUCCCUCUGUUGAAAUGGAAGAUGAGAGAAGAAAGUGGCUUCAGAGGUGUAAAGCAGGUCAGAAAACACAGCUUAAUUCUGGCUCAUGGCAUGAGGAAGCCGAGCUUGAGAUCUAGUUGGCUGGAAAUAAUUCAAGUGGAUCCCAUCCUGCCUUGUAGAAGUGUUUAAUCAGCUCUUGCUAAUGACCAGGAAGAUUACUACAUCUCUGACUAGCUCUGGGACUUCCCAAGGGAUCGUAGGGGUCAUCUCCAAAAUCUUUCUGGUUGGUGGAUUUAUCUCCGGAGUGCUUUAGGAGAUCCCAGAGGGAGUGUUCGUUGUUGCAGCCUGUGACGGUGAACACCGCACUGGGAGCUGCUGCUUUUAAGAAUUUAGGGCUGACAUUUCCCAAAGCGCUCCUGUUGGCUGGGUGGUCUCUGAAGUCACCUCUGCGGCUCCUGCUGGCUUGAGUGGAGCUAACACCGAGUGCUUCCUGCAGCGCUGCCUGUCUCCGAGCCCAGAGCUUUCGAGCCUCCUGCAGGUGGGAGAGAGAGCCCUUUCUGGUUUCUAACUUAUUUUCCCUGAUAGGUCUUCUAGUGACUUGUGACCAGCUGCCUUCAUCUACAGAGGAAGGAUACCUGUGUUCCCACCAAAGGCUGACCCUUUGGCUGCACAGGGUGGAAUCCCCCAGGAGAGAUUGUGGGGACCAUGUAUUUGGCUCUCUUUAAGAGAUCCAAAGUUGUCAGGGUGACAGUGGUUCAGGCUGGAGGAGUCUCUGGUUCCCGUCUCCUCCCUGGGACCAUCCCCUGCGGGUGACUCAGACCUGUGACUCUUUCUGGUUGACUCAGAUGAGAACACAGAUGGAGAGAGCAGGUUUAAAUUCAGUGGUGGUCUUCUCUGGCUGUAAAUAGUUGUGCUGGUCCCUAAGGAUCAGCUAGGACCUGAUGGCACUUCUUGGCUUUCUGUGGAUGCUUUGCAUAGUAGAAGGGUGAAGCCAGGUCCCCUGUGUCCCCACCACCCUUGGGAUGCAGGUGUGUGGGAGCUGCUCCUCAGACAGGACCGUGCAGUGUCGACAGGACAUGCUAUCAGAUGCAUCCUAUGUGUUUCAGCUUACUCCUGUAGGAAGUCUCCUGGAAGAGUUUGCCCACCAGCCAUGUCUUCUCUCUCCAAACUGGCACAGGCUUCCUGAGGGCACCCGCCUCUGGCUGCCCCUCUGAGGUUGUAGGGACCAACCUAGGGACAAACUUGGAAAGGACAAGGAGGAGAUUCCCCAGUCCCUCUAUUUAUUUUUAAGUUUAAUUGCUAUUUUUGCCUAUGUGGUGGUGUAUAAAGUACUUGAUGAUAUUUGGUCCUACUGGCUUAGGUUUCGGGGGGAGGUUCUCAAGGGCAGUGAUGCACCCAUCUCCUGUUGUUGGUCAGGGACUGGUUCCUAUUUGUGCCUUCGCUCCCUUUCAGCCUCGCUCUUCCCUUGAUCCCCCCCGAGCUGCUACGAGGGGCUGCCUUCUCCCUGGCCCCUCUCUGGCUCGUGUGUGUCGUGCUGGUUUUGCAGCUGGAGCAUCGAUGCCACAGCACCAGUGCAGGGUGGGGAGCAGGAGGCAGCCGUGCACGUGCUCAGCACCCGGCUGAAGCCCUCAGCACCCCAGGAAGGACCGGUACCCGAGUUGUGAGACCGUCCCCUCCCAGCCAGCCGCGUUACCCCAACAGUUAGUGAUGCUUCGCUGCUGAAGCCCAAGACGUUACCCAACAAAGAAGCUUUGAAGUGGAGACUGCUUCGUGUUUAGUGAAUUCUUCUCUAAGACCAAAGGGAAAAGGGUCAGUCUGGGUUGGUGAUUUCAGCUUUAUCCCUCCUAGAGCAUCCAGAGAGCUGAAGCAAGGGCAGCACCGCGCUGGGGCUGUGCUGAACAACCACGUCCCCAGCCAAGGCUUUCCAGCUCUUGCCCAGCCACCAGCGGCUCCUCCGCCUCACAGUAGAGAUGCAUGAGGGUUUCAUUGAAACACAACAAUACAAAUGACACUGUAAAAUCCUUAACAAAAAAUUCAGUACUCAUUUUUCGGCAGCUUUAGCAGCUCAACACUAUCUUGUAGGGAAUUAUUAACACACUAAGAUCCUAUAGGCCUCAUGUAAGUCACCAGAAUAAAGCCGAUACUAGAUGUAUAAAUGGAUGAUAACCUUUUACCCGUAUGGUAUGUAUUACAAUUUUGUAGCUUAGUCAUUUUUUGGCUAUCAGAUUUUGUUAGUAUGAUAUAAAAAAAGACAAAAAAAAAAAAAAAGGUUUGACUGCUAAUGUCUAUUUUGUUAUUUGAUUCAUUUUAUUCCUUCCCUCUGUUCAAAACCUGUACAAAUCUCAGUCUGUGUAACUACGACAGAAGUGUAUUCCUGUACCAUCCACCCCUGUCCUGGCUUGCUGGUGUGGUGAGCUCGUUACUAAACAAUAAAAUCUGUGGCUGAAGUUGGGCCCCUGGG
Molecule: messenger RNA, 7614 nt
Organism: Cuculus canorus (common cuckoo)
Lineage: Eukaryota; Metazoa; Chordata; Aves; Cuculiformes; Cuculidae
Gene: CLIP2
Product: CAP-Gly domain containing linker protein 2
Exons: 17
Coding region: 343-3465 (1040 amino acids)
Biological process (GO): cytoplasmic microtubule organization
Cellular component (GO): cytoplasm; microtubule plus-end; nucleus
Molecular function (GO): microtubule plus-end binding
Source: RefSeq, a predicted model, not a curated record